ACACGAGUAGAUUUCCGAAAACGUCUUAUGUAUAAGAUUGUGUUAUGUGUAUUGACCAUUGCCCAUUAUAGCAACUUUUGCACGAAAUAUUAUACAAAUUAUACCAACUGUAGUGUUUAACACAGUUCAGUUCAACUUUCUGAAUAUAAGUGAACAAAAUGGGUCGUAAGUGUUCAGUGCAAGGAUGUUUAUCUGAUUCUAAUAGGGAAGAGGACGUAGGUGUUACUUUUCACAAAGUGCCUAUGCAACCAGAUGUUCGCUGCAAAUGGCUAGGUCUAUGUCGAAUUUCUGAGGAAAAAAAGUCAAUAAAAGUUAUUCAUAUUUGCUCUAGACAUUUCCUAAGAGCUGAUUUUUGUAAUUUCAAAGGAAAGAAGUAUAUGUUGAGGCAAGGUGUAUUUCCUAGUGUUUUUCCAUGGGAUAAAUCUAAAUUAGAGGCCAUCAAAUCGGAAAAGCAACAACUCAAGGCUCAAAUAUCUAAUAUUCAACCACUAACAGAAAAUGAGAAAGUUUCAGAAGAUAGAAUUAGACUAUUCUCUGGGACUUCUACCAUUGGAACAUCACUCGACACAGGUUUGAAAAAUGAAAUAAAAAAAGAACCAAGUCCUAUUGAGUUUUUCAUUGACAAUCGCAUAAAUGCCCUUGAUUUUAAUGAUAAGUGGUGUCCAGCAAGAAUAAAGGAAGUGGAUGAAGAAGAGAAUGAGGUAUUGAUACACUUUGAAACUAAUGGUAAUGAAUAUGACGAGUGGAUUUGUAUGGAUAGUCCUAGAUUGAGGUCUUUAGAUUGGAAAGAAGAUUAUCAACAACUUGAGGAACAUUCAUGCAUUAUGGCUAACCUUGCUAUUAAAAUUCCUGAGUUGAAUGAAGAAGCAGAAAAGGAUCAUCUUGAAGGAAAAAAUCCCUUGAAAUAUGAGUGUGGUGAACGUUGUCUUGCCUAUUGGAGCAAAAGAAAAAAAUUUCCAGCUACAAUAAAUAAAGCUUUGGAAAAUGAUAAUUAUGAAGUACUUUUCGAUGAUGGUUAUGUUAAGUCACUGAAAUGGAGUAGAAUUGUUAAAGUUAAUCAACAGUUACAAUCUUCACCUCUUUUUGAUCCUAUACAGAGUUCUAAGCAAGAAAGACGUGAUAAAAAACGCAAAAUCAAUGUUGCUGAGCUAUUUGGAAUUGGAAAACGGCAAAAAACUGAGAGUACCCCAAGUUCUCCAAAAGUAAAAACCACCUGUAGUCAAGAAUGCCUUCCAAAAAAAUUAGAAGAAGAUUGGGAGUCUGAACAGGGUGUACUAGAGGAAAUCAGAGAUAAAACAUCAGAGGAAGAUAGAAAAUGGCUGCCAAGAUGGGUGGAUGGACAUCCUGUUGGAACAGAUUCUCAAUUAGAGUUUCAAGAUGGCACGAAGAAGACAGUUAUUGUUCCGGAUCCUCGUUUACCUGAAGGAUGGACAAAACACCUGACAAAGCGUUGUCAGGGUUUUAAUGCUGGUAAAUGGGAUACUAUAAUUGUGAGUCCUGAUGGAAAGAAGUUCAGAUCCAAAACAGAUAUAAAACAUUAUCUUGAGACUACCAAAGUGAUGCUUUAUGAUGAAAAACUAUUCGAUUUCCGAAUUGUUCCACAAAGACCAAAAAAAUCAGGACAAAUCGCGGAAACAAAAAAAAAUACAGAAGGCAAAUCUGCAAAAUUACCUGAAAAUGAACCAUUCACGCUGGAAGAAACAAAUGAAGAUGAAGCUAACCUUCUGAAAAUUCCUCUAGUUGAUGAUGCUUAUAAAUGCCCAAUUGAUGGUUGUGAUAAAUCUUUUCGAAAAGAAAAUUUAGCACAGAUGCAUGUGAAACAUUACCAUCCAGAAUAUAGUAAAUUUUUGGACACAACACCAAAUGUAGCCGAUUUAGCGUAUGCUAGAACUGUCGGAGACUCGCUUGAUAAAUCUCCAGUUCCUUCAAAGUCAACUAGAGUCAAACACAUAAUUUCAAAAGUAACUCAGAAUCAACCCAAUUCGCCUUUUCUAGAAGAAUCUGAAACAAAUUCUCAAACACUUACACAUUCUUCUAAAACGAAAGAUUCCGAAAUUAUAAAGCUCCUUAAUGCUAAACCAUAUGAUUCUAAAAGUGAAGGAGAACCUCUUCCCCCUGGCUUACCUCCGAAUAUGUAUCCAGUUAUAAAAUUGAAAGAUUUGCUGAAUAAAUCUGAAGGUAUUCCACAAAAGGAUGAUAUAAAUUUGCAAACUUUGUGUGCCACAAGACCAACUGUUGGUAUCAAAACUUUACUUCCUGUGAGGAAGCCUGAGGUUAAAAAUGAGGAAGAGCAAAUUCAGGAAGUUACUCCAAAGAUUAAACCAAAAUUGGGUGGAAAGAGGAAAAAGGUUUUGAACGAACAAGUGGAACUUGGCAAAACUAUUGAUGUUAAGGAGGAACUUCCAUUGCAGAAUUUACCUCCUCAAAUGGAACCUGCAAUCGUUGCAGAGGGAAACAAUGUUAUCAUAGAAGGAGGAGAACUAAUAAAAAUUGUACGGAUGAAACAGGAAGAAAUUAUCAAUUGUACUUGUGGAUUUAUGGAAGAGGACGGACUUAUGAUUCAAUGUGAGUUGUGUUUAUGUUGGCAGCAUGCUUAUUGCAAUAACAUUCAAAAGGAAAGUGAAGUCCCCGAAAAAUAUAUUUGUUAUAUAUGUCAACAUCCCUUGCGGCAAAGGAGUUCUAAGAAGUUUUUCCACGAUCAAGAUUGGCUGAAGCUGGGUGUACUACCAGUGGGUUCAUAUCAUAGCAAAGAUGAAGAGCUAUUACAGAAAAGGUUUGAAAAAUUGAAGAAAUCACAUGAUAUUACCGGUGGACUCGUAGAGCUUCAAGAGUUCGUGAAUGUUCUCAAGGUGAAACAAAAGAUUGCGAAAGCUAAGAAUCACCCCAAACUUUAUUUAUGGUCGAAACCAUGGGAAAAAUUACCUUUGCCAGAGAAAAUGGAGGAUAAAAAAGAAGAUAGUGUUGAAGAAGAGGGACCAGUAGGUCAUUCCGAAAAUGAGGAGGAAAACCAGCUCAACAGAGAACUGAAGAAUUUGAUCGAAAGUAACCAACCCCAAGUACCAAUAAUUCCACAACCUGAAGCUGCUAUUGAAACGUCAGAUUGCAAGUUGAACUUGUUAGAUCAUAUUUUACAUUCUCAAAAUCUUGCUAUGGGUCGUUUGGAUACUUUAGAGAAUGAAUUAGAUAAAUUGGAAGAAAAUUUAUCCAAGAUCGAGAAAGAUGACAACUGUCCUCGAAUGAGACAAACCCUGCAGAUGCUCAUGAGAGAUUUGAAUAAGUUGGAAGAACUUAGUCAGAAUACAAGCAUUUGAGUUUCAUUUUGAGGAAUAAUUUAUCAUAUUAUUAUAAUUGUGUUGAAUACACAUGUUAUGUGGAAGAUUCAUUAAAUAUUGUUCUUUGAAA
Molecule: messenger RNA, 3402 nt
Organism: Coccinella septempunctata (seven-spotted ladybird)
Lineage: Eukaryota; Metazoa; Arthropoda; Insecta; Coleoptera; Coccinellidae
Gene: MBD-R2
Product: PHD finger protein 20
Exons: 7
Coding region: 159-3311 (1050 amino acids)
Biological process (GO): regulation of transcription by RNA polymerase II
Cellular component (GO): NSL complex
Molecular function (GO): DNA binding
Source: RefSeq, a predicted model, not a curated record